Messenger RNA from Dicrocoelium dendriticum, 481 nucleotides. Lineage: Eukaryota; Metazoa; Platyhelminthes; Trematoda; Plagiorchiida; Dicrocoeliidae. The record is from the annotation of a GenBank genome assembly.
GCUCAUAACUUAGUCACUGAAUCCAUUUCGCUGUACGUUAACUUGUUUUCCACUUUCGAACAGCUGCUCUCCUGAGCCUCCAUAUUCAUUAACCUGGAUUAAUGGAGAAAGAAGACAAAGAUGAUACACUGGUCGAUCAGCCGGUGCUAGUUGAAGAACCUCUAGAUCUCAUAAGACUCAGCCUUGAUGAGAAAAUAUACGUAAAGAUGAAACACAAUCGAGAACUACGUGGAACUCUGCAUGCAUUUGACUCUCACCUCAAUAUGAUUCUUGGGAAUGCUGAAGAGACCGUAACUACUUUGGAAAUUGAUGAAGAAACUUAUGAAGAAGUCUAUAAGACUACGAAGCGAACAAUCCCGAUGCUGUUUAUCCGCGGUGACGGUGUUAUUUUAGUUUCCCCUCCGCAGAAAGAUUGACAUAAUAAAGAAUGUAUAUAGUUUGUACAUUGAAAUCAAGAAUGAGAGCUGUUAAUUUUGGCGCA